This is a messenger RNA of Arachis ipaensis, 1868 nucleotides long. RefSeq names its product basic pentacysteine 6 (gene BPC6). Gene Ontology annotation, cellular component: nucleus. Lineage: Eukaryota; Viridiplantae; Streptophyta; Magnoliopsida; Fabales; Fabaceae. Gene Ontology annotation, biological process: response to ethylene. The record is from RefSeq and is a predicted model, not a curated record. Gene Ontology annotation, molecular function: DNA-binding transcription factor activity; sequence-specific DNA binding.
UUAACAUUUUUCAGAACCAUGGAAAAAAGUUUUCAUUCUCACCGUAGCAUCCACCAAGUACGAAACAAAGAAAAUUUGCAAAGACAACGCAGAAAACAAUUUUACUCAGAAAUUGGUGCAAAAAAAAAAUAAAAAAAUCUCCCAUAUCCAACACAUUAUCGGUUUUUUUUUUCUGCUGCAAAAAUUAGGGUUUCGAUCUUCUACUCUCUAUGCUCUUAUCUUCUUCAACUUUCUCUACUCGAUCUUCUCGCCGAUCUAAGUUCUCGAAUAAUUUUGAUCAAGUGUUAAUACAUUCGUUGAUUGUACAAUCCAAUGUAUAGCCAUGGACUCCGAGCAAAUUAGUGUUUGAUUAACCAAGUUCCAAACAGGUUGAGGAGACCUAGGGCCAAUAGUUUGAGUUUCUGAUGGAUGAUGCUGGGCACCGUGAAAAUGGAAGGCACAAAGCAGAUCAAUAUAAAUCUAGCCCCGGACAGUGGUUGAUGCAACAUCAGCCUUCUAUGAAACAAAUUAUGGCUCUUAUGGCUGAAAGGGAUGCACUUAUUCAAGAAAGAAACCUGGCUCUUCGGGAUGCUGCAAUCACAGAACGAAAUAAUGCUUUAAUUGAACGAGACAAUGCAAUUGCUGCACUUCAAUAUCGUGAAAAUUCCCUAACCAACAGCAGUAUGCCGUCCUCAUGCCCUCCUGGAUGCCAAAUCUCACGGGGUAUCAAACAUAUGCAUCAUCCACAGCAACAAGUACACCACAUGCCUAAUAAUAUGGGUGACGGUUCUUACACUGCAAGGGAAAUGCACACAAGUGAUUCCCUCCCAACUGUGCCCAUUCCUUCAGAGGCUGGGAAGUCCCGGCGAGGUAAACGACCAAAGGAGCCUAAGUCAGUUUCACCAAAUAAGAAGGCUUCAAAAGGUACUAGAAAGGUGAAGAGGGAUGACGAAGAUACUCACAAGAUGAUGUUUGGCAAGGCUAAUGAAUGGAAGAGUAGUCAGGAAAUGAUUAAUGGGAGCGAAGACCUUAACAAGCAGUUAGAGGUGACAAAGGCCGAUUGGAAAUCCCAGGACUUGGCAUUGAACCAAGUUGCGUACGAUGAGUCGACAAUGCCAGCUCCCGGGUGUUCUUGUACUGGUGUUCUGAGGCAGUGUUACAAAUGGGGAAAUGGAGGUUGGCAAUCUGCUUGUUGCACAACCACCCUUUCAGUGUAUCCCCUUCCAGCAGUUCCUAACAAGAGGCAUGCUCGGAUAGGUGGCCGGAAAAUGAGUGGAAGUGCUUUCAAUAAGCUGCUUAGUCGGCUUGCUACUGAGGGUCAUGAUCUGUCAAACCCAGUUGACCUCAAGGACCAUUGGGCCAAACAUGGUACAAAUCGGUAUAUCACGAUAAAGUAGAUCACCAGCAGUUGCGCCGCUGGUGUAGCAUUCCGUAUCAUGAUAUGUAGAGUCCACAAUUGAUGGAUUCUAAAGUCAUGGAUGAAAAAUAAGGCCAUUAUAUAAAGUUUCAUCUAUGAUUGAAUCUGCCUAAAUGGUCUGUGGCAGGGUAGAAACAUGGGCAUGUAAAAAAAGGUUACAUUAUGGAUAAAUAGCUCUAAAUUGUCUUGAUUAGUGCAUCUAGUCAUCAAACUCAAAUAAUUUUAGAGCCAUGUGCUGUUUGUGGUCACGAACGAUUCUAACAAAUACUCAAUUAUUCUGUAGAAUUGAUGUAUAUGUAAAAUUUCUUUCGGGUUUGUUGUUUUUCUGUUGUUUGUUCGUAGCUACAUCUUUAGGUGGUAGUAUUAAUGUAUGGCUGAAUUUGGCAACUGAUGCCCUUUCAUGCUUCUGUAAAUGUUCAUGAUGAUGGAAACAAUGAGAAGCGCGAUAAUGUAAUGAUUUUCCAUCUGCAAA